This is a messenger RNA of Corylus avellana, 3186 nucleotides long. It is a transcript of the gene PUB4, whose product is annotated as RING/U-box superfamily protein with ARM repeat domain-containing protein. Gene Ontology annotation, biological process: protein ubiquitination. Gene Ontology annotation, molecular function: ubiquitin-protein transferase activity; protein binding. Lineage: Eukaryota; Viridiplantae; Streptophyta; Magnoliopsida; Fagales; Betulaceae. The record is from RefSeq and is a predicted model, not a curated record.
GUAAGACUCUGAAAGAAAACGGAUCAAAAAACCAGCAGAGAAUUGGCGAAAUCUGUGCGUUUGAGAGAGAGCGAAAUUGAACAAACAAACAAACAACCGGAGCUCUCCUCUUCGCUGGCAUUCAGGGUUUGCUACCUGGAUGACUUUGGAUCCAAGAUUCUUAACAUGGAUCUGAUUUCUUAACAGUGUGCGUGCAUGGGUUUUGUCCAUGUCUGCUUGAAAGUGCAAUCUUCAUUUAUAUGGAUUAAUAUGGUUUCGUAAGGAUCAGCAGUGUGAGAAAGAUUAUUUUGGUUUUUGAAAUUACAGGUUUGUUGUGAUAAAGGUGUGAUGGAGAUAUCAUUGUUAAAAGCCCUUCUUAAUAACAUCUCCUCAUUUUUCCAUUUAUCAUCUUGUGACAAUAUAAACUCGGAACCAGUUCUGAAGUAUUAUCAAAAGGCAGAAGAAAUAUUGAAGUUGUUGAAGCCAAUACUUGAUGUGAUUGUUGAUUCUGAAAUAGCUUCUGAUGAAGUGCUUAUCAAGGCAUUUGAAGAACUAAGUCAUUCUGUUGAAGAAUUGAGAGAGCUCUUUGAAAACUGGCAAUCAUUAUCGAGCAAAGUUUAUUUUGUUCUGCAAAUUGAAUCAUUGAUAUCAAAGACUAGGACUUCUGGUCUUGACAUUUUCCAGCUGUUGAAAGCUUCACAUGAACAGCUCCCUGAUGAAUUGAGUUCAGCAUCUCUUGAGCACUGUGUACAGAAAAUUAAGCCCAAGGGAUACGAACAAAUGUCAUCUGUUAUUAAAGAAGCUAUAAGGGAUCAAGUGGAGGGUGUUGGACCCAGCUCAGAGAUCCUGGUGAAAAUUUCCGAGAGCCUGAGCUUGAAGUCAAACCAGGAGAUCCUCAUUGAAGCUGUAGCCCUUGAAAAGUUGAAGGAGAAUGCUGAACAAGCCGAAAAGACGGGGGAAGCUGAAUAUAUUGAUCAAAUGAUUGCAGUUGUAAAUCGCAUGCAUGAUCGCCUUAUAAUGACAAGGCAGUCUCAGAGCUGUAGCCCAGUUCAGAUACCUGCUGAUUUCUGCUGUCCUCUCUCUCUCGAGCUGAUGACAGAUCCGGUGAUUGUGUCUUCAGGGCAAACCUAUGAGCGGGCAUUCAUCAAGAAAUGGAUUGAUCUGGGGCUCACAGUCUGUCCUAAGACGCGGCAGACACUGGCUCACACCAAUCUAAUAACUAAUUACACUGUAAAGGCACUAAUUGCAAACUGGUGUGAGUCAAACAAUGUGAAGUUGCCCGAUCCCAUGAGGUCUACAAGCUUAAACCAACCAUCGCCCCUUCUUGGGCACACAGAGCCUGGUGCAACCAGGGAGUCUGCUGCUUUUCCUCAUUCCAGGGGCAACCAACCAAUAUCAAUUGAGUCAAGUCGCUCUAUGGGUUCACCUGGUACGAACUUGAAUUCUUCUGGUGGAAUCCGUCGAGAGGGAACUUCUCCAUUGCACCCUCGCUCUUCUUCAGAGGGUUCCAUGUCUGCUGUAGCCGAGAAUGGGCAAGAUUUGGAUAUUGCAAGAAUAUCACUAACAAGUUCUGAAGACAGGUCUGCUAACUCUGAAGAAAGGAGUAUGGAUUCAGGUGGCCAACCCACUGCAUCACCAUCUGGAACUGAAUUUUCUAGCGCUAUUGGGGCUGAAGAGUCAUCACAGAGCCAUAAUAGAACUGCCUCCGCCUCCAGCGUGCUUUCUGGUGCAAAUUUUUCUCAAGGAACACCAGGAGAUGCUGAUGAGGCUUCACAUAUAUCAGCCAAUAUGACUGGCUACAGCAGUGAUGCGUCAGGAGAGGUGAAAGCAGAGCCACAUGCUGCCGCCUUGACCUCACCACAGAGAGAACCUGAGUUCUCUCCCAGAUUGUUGGAAACGAGGUCUCGAAGCCAAACAAUAUGGCGGCGACCAUCAGAGAGGUUUGUUCCAAGGUUGGCUUCUUCUCCUGUUAUAGAAACAAGAGCUGAUCUUUCUGGCCUCGAAACUCAAGUGCGGAAGCUGGUUGAUGACUUGAAAAGCACUUCACUGGAUACUCAAAGAGAGGCAACAGCUGACCUACGGUUACUUGCCAAACACAACAUGGAUAAUCGGAUUGUAAUUGCUAACUGUGGGGCCAUUGUCGUGUUGGUCAAUUUGCUCCUCUCUGAAGACACAGGGAUUCAGGAAAAUGCUGUUACGGCGCUUCUUAACUUAUCAAUCAAUGAUAACAACAAAACUGCAAUUGCCAAUGCUAAUGCAAUUGAACCUCUGAUUCAUGUUCUUGAGACAGGGAGCCCUGAGGCGAGGGAGAACUCAGCUGCCACUCUCUUUAGCCUGUCAGUGAUUGAAGAUAACAAAAUCAGGAUUGGAAGGUCUGGUGCAAUUGGGCCUCUGGUUGAUUUAUUAGGGAACGGGACCCCUAGGGGAAAGAAAGAUGCAGCCACAGCUUUGUUUAAUUUAUCAAUAUUUCAUGAAAACAAGGCACGUAUCGUGCAAGCUGGUGCCGUAAAGCACCUUGUGGAGCUGAUGGACCCAGCUGCUGGAAUGGUUGACAAGGCAGUAGCUGUUUUGGCAAAUCUGGCUACAAUUCCCGAGGGACGAGUUGCUAUUGGUCAGGAGGGUGGGAUCCCUGUUCUGGUAGAGGUUGUUGAGUUGGGUUCUGCAAGAGGAAGGGAGAACGCAGCUGCUGCUCUUUUACAUCUUUGUACUAACAGUAGUAGAUUUUGCACUAUGGUGCUCCAAGAAGGAGCUGUCCCACCACUGGUGGCAUUGUCACAAUCAGGCACCCCAAGGGCCAAAGAAAAGGCACAGGCGCUUCUUAGCUACUUUAGAAACCACAGACAUGGUAAUGCUGGGAGGGGCUGAUUUUGGAGGCACACCCAUCGGUUUCAUACCAAGUUCUUGUGUCAAGUUUUAAAGAUAGUGUGUGUACAUUUCUUGGUGCAAAUAAUGCAUGUGAAGGUGGUGUUGCUUGGAUUUUACUUGUAUUGUAGAGGGAAAAGGAAAACAAAAAAAAAAAAAAAAGGAAAAUUUUUUAUGAUUUAUAGAGGAUUUUAUUUGGGUCCUCUUGUGAAAUACAUCUACAUGUGAAACAUGUGAAUGUGGGAAGAAAAUUUUAUACAGGUUGAGAGUCAAGUUGCAGUAAGCCUGGGCAAGACGGUGAGAGACAAAUAAUCAGUUUUAUUAAUUAAUUUCGUUUCCUCAUUU